Messenger RNA from Lizanozyma spartinae, 1236 nucleotides. RefSeq lists its product as uncharacterized. Bases 1 to 1236 code for a protein of 411 amino acids. The record is from RefSeq and is a predicted model, not a curated record. The transcript has 2 exons. Gene Ontology annotation, cellular component: cytoplasm. NCBI's taxonomy places the organism in Eukaryota, Fungi, Ascomycota, Pichiomycetes, Serinales, Debaryomycetaceae. Gene Ontology annotation, biological process: maturation of SSU-rRNA.
AUGUCAUCCAAUUCUGAAGUGUUUCUUGGGUUUGUUGAUGCACCCAUUGAUGUUGAAGAAGAAGAGCCAACUAUUGAAGAUACUUUCAUUGGAGGAAAGCCGAUUUGGUUGAACCCCAAUUCUCCCCCAGAUAAGAGCCUCAUUACAUGUGAUAAUUGCCAGAAGGAAAUGGCAUUGCUCUUGCAAGCCUUCUCGCCUAUUGAUGGUAAGUUGUAUGAUCGAGUAAUUUACAUCUUUGGAUGUAAGAACACCAAGGAAUGCUCCAAGAAGAAAGGAGCUAUCAAAUGCAUCCGUGCAAUUUCCAAGGAUCCAGAACGUGUGGCUGCCAUCAAAAAGGAGUUAGACGAGGCUAUCAAUGCCGAUUUGGAUGAAAAGCUUCAAUUAGAGAAUAAGAAGAAAUUGAAUGCUGAGUUAACUAAAGACUUGUUUUCAGCUGCUACUAGCUCCAAUAAUCCCUUUGAUACCAAUCCCUUUGGAACCAGCAUCGAUACCAAUCCUUUUGCUGGCAACACCAACACGACUUCCAACGCUACUAAAUCUGAACAGAAACUGCUCGAAACAUUUGCUUCGGUUGCAUCCAAGAAUGCUCCUAAAAAGAACAAGAAGGUUAAACAACCGGCAUCCAACUUAAAGUUACCAGAAUAUCCCGGUUUUUUCCUUUAUGUUGAAAAGGAGAAGUUUAAAAAGAUGCCAAUGGAACCAGAAUUGGAAAAGUAUAAAGAUCUUAUUGCAAAAAUGGACGACGAAUCCACCAACGAAGACGAAGAUAUAGGAUUAUCAUCAUCAUCCAGUGCACAAUUAAACCCCCAGGCCUCACAAAUGGCAAGCAUGUUAGACGAUAAAUACUUUGAAGCCUUCACCAAUACCGUUAAACAUAACCCUGCACAAGUGUUACGAUACGAAUUGAAUGGGAAGCCAUUACUCUAUAGCGGUCGAGAUGAGAUUGCAUCUAAGUUCUCAUCAAAGAACCAUCAAGACUUUAAUGUUGCACCUCCAGCUUAUAACCCUUCAACGCAUCGCCGAUUCGAAUUACAAUUGAUGCCUAAGGCUAUCAUGGAUCUAGAGAACUUACAAGACAACGAUGUCACCUUGACGGAUAUCUUGAAUGGGAUGUCGUGGGGGACUAUUAUUGUGUGCACAGAUGAAGAGGAUUACAUUCCCGACGAGAUGUUUGAUGAUAACCAUGUUGGAUAUAUUAGUGAAUGGGUUGGUGUUCAAUGGGAACAGCUGGUAUAA